Molecule: messenger RNA, 2363 nt
Organism: Cryptotermes secundus
Lineage: Eukaryota; Metazoa; Arthropoda; Insecta; Blattodea; Kalotermitidae
Exons: 3
Coding region: 168-1703 (511 amino acids)
Biological process (GO): proteasome-mediated ubiquitin-dependent protein catabolic process; multicellular organism development
Cellular component (GO): cytoplasm
Molecular function (GO): ubiquitin conjugating enzyme binding; ubiquitin protein ligase activity
Source: RefSeq, a predicted model, not a curated record
CAGAAACGACGUUCUUCUGACUUCUGUUCAACUGUUCGACAACACGUGAACACGUGGACUGGCAUGGAAUGACUUCGGUCUGAGUCCUUCUUCUAGCAUCUUCUCCACACAGAGCGGCAGGAUACAGCGGUAUAGCACCAAAUAACUUAUAUUUUUGCCCGCUGACAAUGGUGAAAACGACGUCAGACUCGGAGUGUGAUCAGCAUUACUGCCCCAGCGUACGACUCUGCGAAGUUGCGAGGCCCGCAACGGGUUCCUGCGGCUUCCACCUCACCCGGAGCAAGUGGGACCCGUACCCUUGGGUUAGUGGAGUGGAAUUAGGAUCAGCUGCUGAGGCUGCAGGACUCCAGGCUGGAGACUGCGUGCUGGAGGUGAACGGCGAAGAUGUACUGGGUCAAAGGAUCGGUGAGGUCGCCUCCAGGGUGCGGGCGAGGGCUGACCGGGUGACGCUACUGCUCUGGAACGCUGGGUCGGACCCUCACUGCAGUCCCGAAUCACUUUGCUGCGGGCCCAUGCCGUCCAACCUGCAGCGCCUGUCUGCUUGUAUGAGCUCCAUUCUGGCCGUCCUCGAGUGCCCCAUUUGUCUGGACACGAUCCCACCCCCAGCGCACCAAUGCGGCAACGGACACCUGAUCUGCGUGAAGUGUCGGGUCAAGACAGAACGUUGUCCGAUCUGCCGUGUACGCUUCUGCCGAGCCCGCAGUCUACUCGCCGAUCAAGUCUUCAACUCUCUCACAGAAGCCUUCGAGCUCAAGGACGAGGCUGAAGAAGAGCGACCUGCGAAGCUGCGGGAACGUCUUUUUGGAUCCAAGAGGAACAAGCCCUUUCAACCAUCGAAACUAAUGCCGGAACUGAAGAUAAGCCUGGUGACCACUCCUACUAACAAGUUCCUGACAAGGGUCCUGGGAAAGUCUUCUUCAGUAGAGAAUCUUUCUUCCAACCCCGUGAAUCUUUCGGCAGUGCCACGGAACUUAUCUGAAUUCUCGUCCAAUCUCAGAAGCAAGUCUCUUUCAACUAGUGAGAUAUGCCAGUCUAUGGGAUCCUGUCCGGUGUCUCGAUCGCCGUCUGUCAACUCUACCCACCGUGUCGAUGUGCCUCAGUAUCUGCGCUCCAAACGCCCCGCCUCUUACCACGGCUCCUGCGAAUCUCUUGAUGCUGACUUCACCGACAACGAGCAGCUGUACUGUUGUCCCUGCGAGGAAGACUGUCCCGCCCUCAUUAAGGGUCUAGAGAUGCUGCAGCACAUCCAAGAGUCUCACGAAGGCCCACUGGUGCAUUAUUUUAAAACUCGACUGACUCUCAGCCUCCCUCUAGCGUCUGAAGAAACGGCAGUGCUAGCUAUAACCAAUGACGGAAAUACGUUUUUCUUGAAAGUGGCCCAUCAGCCUUCGGCAAGUGACAAAUUUGGUCCAGGUGAUACACUAGUAUGGCUUUGGAUGCUUGGAUCCAAACAGCAAGCGGAUAGUUAUGAACUUAUCUUGAAUCUAAGCAGUCAUGGUGAUCAAGGGAAAUGUCUUAGCUUCCGGUCUAGGGCGUUAUCACUCGCUUCAACUUCUUGGACGCAGAUAUGCGAGACUAGAGCUGCUAUUGGUCUUACAGCGAACAUCCUCAGAAAAAAAUUUGCUACAGAACUAGAACUUGGCAUUCCGAUUAAAAUGGAGGCUGAGGUGAAGGACACGUCGGCCGAACACUGUCUGCCGUAAGGCGAGUGGGUUUCUAUCAAGUACGCUCUCCAAAUUACGGUACAAAGUGCGUGCUAGUAAUCUAGGCCAAUGUUAAACGAAGAAAGGAUCUCAAGGCACGUUCGCUAAUUGACAUUGUUGUUAAGCACAAAGUCUUAACAUCUGCAAUGUGAACAACUUUAUGUUAAUGUGUGUCAGUCGUCUGUAUCUAUUGCAAUUAAUGGCACACACUGCACAUUUUGUGACAGGAAUAGCGUUCAACUGAAUGGGGGGGGGGAGGGAUUGGUCGUCGCCACUUGGUUACAUUGGUCAAUUGAAAACAUUAUCAGAAAUUUCGUAACGAAAACAAAAUAUCCAUCUUCACAAUACAAUUCUCGCGCGCUCGCAACUGAAAGCUGCAACCAUUCACAUGCUAGCUUUGCCGCGCCUCUCGUGUCUGUCUGCUGUCAUAUAACAACUGGAGAAGCACUCAAUGACAUCUUUUCAUAUUGGAGCGUUUUACUACGAAGCGCCGACGCUUUUAAUUUUGGUUAAAGCCGGAGAGCAAUAACGGGCACUUUGCAUGAACAGAUACGUGCUAUUCUGCGCGCAUUUCAGUCAUUAAGUCGCUAAAUAUUUGUGAAGCGAAAAGUGUUGCGAACAAAAGUUGUACUAUAGAGAAAAAAUAAACUCACUUUUUAU